Molecule: messenger RNA, 2290 nt
Organism: Lampris incognitus (smalleye Pacific opah)
Lineage: Eukaryota; Metazoa; Chordata; Actinopteri; Lampriformes; Lampridae
Product: pre-mRNA-processing factor 39
Exons: 15
Coding region: 1-2226 (741 amino acids)
Biological process (GO): RNA processing; mRNA 5'-splice site recognition
Cellular component (GO): U2-type prespliceosome; U1 snRNP; commitment complex
Molecular function (GO): protein binding
Source: RefSeq, a predicted model, not a curated record
AUGGCGGCGGAGGGCUCUGAGGAUAUGAGCAGCAGCAGCGGGGAGCUUGAAGAAGAGUCUUCAGCCAUGGAGGCCAUUGCGUUAGAAGCAGUACCUCCUCCGACAGCAAUACCUCCUCCGACAGAACCGACUGAGUUGUUGGAAGAGAACGGUGGUGGCGCCGUGAUUUUUGAAGCCCCUGAAGUCCCAGCAGAGGCUAAUGCUGCCUCGUUCUCGAUGCCCACAAGGGCAGAGGACGAGGAGGGGGAUCUACCAGCAGACUUUGAACGUUUGUGGAAAGCCGCCAAUGACAAUCCCCAGGACUUUACAAGCUGGACCGAUCUGCUGCAGUACUGUGAACAAGAGAGUCAUAUCAUAGCUUCCCGCAGAGCACUGGAGGCCUUCCUGGCUCGCUAUCCUCUGUGUUACGGUUACUGGAAGAAGUUUGCUGACUUGGAGAGGCGAGCCGGGAACAACGACAAGGCAGAGGAGGUGUGUGUGCAGGGCCUUCAGGUUAUCCCUCUGAGUGUAGAUCUAUGGAUCCACUACAUCAACCUGUUACUGGGAACACUGGACAUGAACCUGCCGGAAUCACCCAAGCGCAUCCGCAGUGUGUUUGAGGAUGCGAUGGCUGCAGCUGGACUGGACUUCCACUCAGACCGGUUGUGGGACCUUUACGUAGAGUGGGAGAAGGAGCAGGGGGACAUGGGGGCCGCCACAGCCGUCCUGGACAGAGUCCUCCAGAUCCCCACCCAGCUCUACAGUAGCCACUAUGACAAGUUUAAGACCCACCUGAACAGCUACGAGCCAAAGGAGGUCCUGUCGCCGGGGGAGUACGAGGAGCUGAGGGCAGUGUGCCGUCAGAGCCAGAAGGCAGAACGUGCUGAGCAGGCCCAGGAGGAAGAGGAGGAAAGACCACCAGGGGAGGAAGAACCCGCCACCCCCGAGGGAAAAGACUCUGAGGAACUGAUACAGAAAAUCAGGGAGCAGGUGUUGGUUUGCAGGGACAAGGUCUACCAGCAGAAUGAGGGCGAAGUCCGCAAGAGGUGGCACUUUGAAGACGCCAUCAAGCGGCCCUACUUUCAUGUUAAGCCCCUUGACCGUGUUCAGCUGAGGGCCUGGCACUCUUACCUGGACUGGGAGAUAGCCCAGCUAAACAAGGACACCAAAGACUCAAGUGAAGAUCCCACCCAAGAAGCCCAGCAAGGAUCAGAGGCCGCGCCCCAGCCCGAGGAGGGGUCAGAGGGUAGCAGUGGGGUUGCUGUCGACGACCGCAGGGUCCACAUCCUGUUUGAACGCUGUCUUAUCGCCUGCGCUCUCUACGAGGAGUUCUGGUCCAGGUAUGUGCAGUACCUGGAACCAAAGAGUGUGGAAGAGGCUCGUGCUUUGUACAGGCGAGCCUGCCAAAUCCAUCUGACUCACAAACACACCAUCCACAUGCAGUGGGCCACUUUUGAGGAGAGGCAUGGUGACCUGGAUGAGGCGCGGCGUGUGCUGGUGGAUCUGGAGAAAACCCUGCCGGGGUUGGCUGUGGUCCGUCUCCGCAGGGCCGGCUUGGAGAGAAGGGCAGGUCGGCUGGACGAGUCAGAGGCCCUGCUGCGGGAAGCGGUGGCCCAGUCCAUAGAGAAGCCCUCGCUCCACGCCUUCUAUUCCAUCAAGCUGGCACGGCUGCUGCUGAAGCUGGGCCGGAGCCCUGGGAAGGCCCGCAUAGUUCUCCAGGAGGCCCUGCAAAUAAGUCCGGAUAAUGGUAAGCUGCACCUAAACCUAUUGGAGCUGGAGGUGUCAGGGGACCCGCGCGGCUCAGCAGAGGGGGUGCAGGAGUGUGUGACGCGAGCCCUGGCUGCACCUCUCUCCCCACGCGUCAAGAUCCUCUUCUCCCAGAGGGGCCUGCAGUACGCUGAGGACUAUGGGAACUCCAUCCAGAGUGUGCUGUCCAUCUACGAGGAACAUCAGAAACUACUGAAGGAGCUAGGAGGCAAAAAGAGAGGAGCAGAAAAUGGUGACAUUGAGGACCCAGAAAAGCUGAGCAAAGCAGACGACGGCACGGCAGUGGCCAUGACUCCUCAAGUCCCGCCCACCAUGCCACAUGUUCCCAUAACCACGCCGCCUCCUCCUGUGAUGGGCAGUGACAUGAGCGCCCAGGGAGCCUACGCAGGCUACAGUAACUGGUACCAGCAACCCCAGUACGGCAACUAUGGCUACCAGAACACCUGGAACUACAACCAGGGCUAUUACCCGCCCAGCUAAAGGUGAGGAGGGUGAAUGUGAAAGCGAGGAUGACUCCUGAUCUGACAGCCAACUGAACCUCCCA